Messenger RNA from Eupeodes corollae, 585 nucleotides. Its product is annotated as homeobox protein Nkx-2.5-like. Gene Ontology annotation, molecular function: RNA polymerase II cis-regulatory region sequence-specific DNA binding; DNA-binding transcription factor activity, RNA polymerase II-specific. Bases 1 to 585 code for a protein of 194 amino acids. Gene Ontology annotation, biological process: regulation of transcription by RNA polymerase II; cell differentiation. The transcript has a single exon. Lineage: Eukaryota; Metazoa; Arthropoda; Insecta; Diptera; Syrphidae. Gene Ontology annotation, cellular component: nucleus. The record is from RefSeq and is a predicted model, not a curated record.
AUGACUAAAGUAUGUUAUUUUUUAGAAGACUCUACCCACGUGACUUCGUCACGCUCUGAAUUGCGAAAGAAUGGAAAACCUCGAGCCAAACGAAAGCCUCGCGUCCUGUUCUCCCAAGCUCAAGUUCUCGAGCUCGAACGCAGAUUCCGUCAGCAGAAAUACCUAACCGGUGCCGAACGUGAAGUUAUCGCUCACAAAUUGAAUCUUUCUGCGACCCAGGUGAAAAUUUGGUUUCAAAAUCGCCGUUACAAGUCGAAACGUAUGGAAUGUGAUAAUGGCUGUGCAGAUCCGUCGGCUGCCUCAAAGUGCAGCCUCGACUGGAAGAAGUAUCCAGUUGUUGGAGUUUAUGGUGUCGAAUCGAGGAAGUCAUCGCCAAUGGAGGGCAUGACAAUGCAUAUGCACGGAUCAGUAGGAAUUGUACCAGUUGGUUCAGGGGCAGCGCAACCCCCUCCAUAUCCAUCAAACGUCACUAACCAUAGUGGUGGGGUUGGUGGAGUUAAAUAUGAAAUACCUGCGAAUAAUCAUCAUGAAACAGACGUGCAUUUCAUCAAUGCUUAUGAACCUCCAAAAGCUUAUUGGCUUUAA